AUGUCGACCUAUAUGAAAGCAGCGGUUUUAUCCACUAUUGGAGGCCCCGAGGGCUUCAAAUGUUUAGACGACAUACCGAUUCCAGAGCUGCAAGAAGGCACAGUCAUAGUCAAAAACAGCAUUUCCAGCAUUAACUAUGCUGAUGUUUAUUUCCGUACUGGGAUUUACCCCAGUGCCCGGCAUACGGAUCUGAUCCUAGGCCAAGAAGCGGCCGGGGUUAUUGUGGCCGCCCCUGUCGACGAACCUCUCGGUCUCAAAAAGGGCGACCGGGUCGUCUGGAUUGCACAGGGCUCAUAUGCGCAAUAUACGUGCGUUCCAACAUCCCAAAUUAUCAAAAUUCCACCGGGGGUCCAAGAUGAAGACGCAGCUGGUGUUUUUCUAACUGGAAUGACCGCACUGACCCUCAUUGGCGAAGCCUUUCCGGCCAAAGCCGGGGACUGGGCUCUCGUUCAUGCGGCAGCGGGCGGCGUUGGAUUGCUCCUCUGUCAAGCGCUCAAAGACCUGGGUGUCGUGGUGAUCGGAACCGCCGGUGGUCCGGAAAAGUGCCAGCUGGCGCUUCAGAAUGGAGCGUCCCAUGUGAUUGAUUAUCGGGCGGAGCAAGACUGGCCAAAGAAGGUCCAUGAACUGACAGGUGGUCGGGGUGUCGAUGUUGCCUACGAUGGCGUUGGCAAAGACACAUGGGAAGGUACUCUUCAGACUAUUGGACUUUUUGGAAAGGCAGUCUUCAUCGGCAAUGCAAGUGGCGCUGUGCCUCCAAUCGGUCUCGAGAAACUGACCUCAAAGAACAUUUCUAUUAUGAGACCAACUCUCCGAAACUACAUCUCCACAAGAGAACGUUUGGAGAGAUAUGGAAAUAAAGCUCUCAAGAUGAUUCAAGAAGGCAAAUGGAAAAUACUCAAGCAUGACCGGUAUUAUUCUCUGGAAGAAAUUGAACAAGCCCAUCGGGAUUUGGAAAAUCGGGCGACAAAAGGGAAGCUUUUGAUCAGACUCUAG
This is a messenger RNA of Penicillium cosmopolitanum, 993 nucleotides long. RefSeq names its product quinone oxidoreductase family protein. Gene Ontology annotation, molecular function: quinone reductase (NADPH) activity; zinc ion binding. Gene Ontology annotation, biological process: cellular response to oxidative stress. The coding region runs from base 1 to 993 and encodes 330 amino acids. Gene Ontology annotation, cellular component: cytoplasm. The record is from RefSeq and is a predicted model, not a curated record. NCBI's taxonomy places the organism in Eukaryota, Fungi, Ascomycota, Eurotiomycetes, Eurotiales, Aspergillaceae. The transcript has 3 exons.